Molecule: messenger RNA, 1912 nt
Organism: Panicum virgatum (switchgrass)
Lineage: Eukaryota; Viridiplantae; Streptophyta; Magnoliopsida; Poales; Poaceae
Product: ent-kaurene oxidase 2-like
Exons: 8
Coding region: 190-1710 (506 amino acids)
Biological process (GO): gibberellin biosynthetic process
Cellular component (GO): endoplasmic reticulum; chloroplast outer membrane
Molecular function (GO): heme binding; iron ion binding; ent-kaurene oxidase activity
Source: RefSeq, a predicted model, not a curated record
CUGCUCACUUUUCCCUUCCUCCCCACGCGGGGCGGCCACGUCUCCCUCGCUCCCGCCGCCGUCGUCGUCCCGCGCCUUUUCUUUGCCUAUAAAGCGGGCCCGUCGCACCGCGCUCCGCUGUCGUGUGUCAUCUUCAGUCCCCACUCCCCACUCCGCCGCGCUCCCCAUUCCACAUCCGGCCCCCCACGCAUGGAGUCCCUGGUGGCGGCGCUCCCCACGGGCAGCGCGGCGGCGGCGGCGGCCGUCGGCGGGCUGCUGACGGCCGCCGCGCUCGCCGGGAGGGCUGGCGCCAAGAACAACCGCUCCACCGCGCCCCCAGCUGUUCCUGGUUUACCAAUUGUUGGCAAUCUUCUUCAGUUGAAAGAAAAGAAACCCCACCAAACCUUUACAAAAUGGGCUGAAAUUUAUGGGCCAAUUUACACUAUAAAGACAGGUGCUUCUUCUGCUGUUGUGCUCAAUUCAACUGAAGUAGCCAAGGAGGCAAUGAUUGCAAAAUUCUCAUCCAUAUCUACCCGAAAGCUGUCUAAAGCAUUGUCAGUGCUCACUCACGACAAAACUAUGGUUGCUACAAGUGAUUAUGGUGACUUCCACAAAAUGGUCAAGCGUUAUAUCAUGACAAGCAUGCUGGGUACUUCUGGCCAGAAAAAAUUCAGGGACACAAGAAACAUGAUGGUUGAUAACAUGCUGAGCACUUUCCACACAUUGUUAAAUGAUGAUCCAAAUGCUCCUUUGAAUUUUCGGGAAGUUUUCACGAAUGAGUUAUUCAGAUUAUCCCUGAUUCAGGCUUUAGGUGAGGAUGUUAGUUCAGUCUAUGUGGAAGAGUUUGGGAAGGAUAUAUCAAAGGAGGAAAUCUACCGGGCCACAGUAGUUGACAUGAUGAUGUGUGCAAUUGAGGUCGACUGGAGGGAUUUCUUCCCAUACUUAAGCUGGGUUCCAAAUAGGAGUUUUGAAACAAGAGUACUGACUACAGAAGGUAGGCGAACAGCAGUUAUGCGAGCCUUGAUCAAUCAGCAAAAGAAAAGAAUUGCACGUGGAGAGACUAGGAUAUCACAUCUAGACUUCCUGCUAGCAGAGAAUACACUGAACGAUGAACAAUUGCUAAUGCUUGUGUGGGAGGCAGUUAUAGAAGCUGCUGAUACUACUUUGGUCACUACUGAGUGGGCCAUGUAUGAGGUUGCAAAGCACCCAGAAAAACAGGAUCGCCUUUACCAGGAAAUCCAAGAGGUCUGCGGUAAUGAGAUGGUUACAGAGGAUCACCUGCCACAGUUGCCGUACUUGAAUGCGGUGUUCCAUGAGACCCUGAGGAGGCAUUCUCCAGUUCCUCUAGUGCCUCCAAGAUAUGUCCAUGAGAAUACUAAAUUGGCUGGCUAUGUUGUUCCAGCUGGCACAGAGAUGGUCAUCAACCUGUACGGAUGCAACAUGAACAAGAGCGACUGGGACGAACCCGAGGAAUGGAAGCCAGAGAGGUUUCUGGAUGGGGGGUUCGAGUCUGCCGACAUGUACAAGACCAUGGCCUUCGGGGCAGGAAGGAGGGCCUGUGCUGGCAGCUUGCAGGCGUUGAACAUCUCGUGCACAGCCAUUGCGAGGUUUGUGCAAGAGUUCGCCUGGAGGCUAAAGGAAGGUGACGAGGACAAGGCUGACACCAUCCAUCUCACAACCAACAGGCUUUACCCGUUGUAUGUGUACCUGAAACCUAGAGGAAGGAAAUGAGCGUCAUUUCUCGGGAGGUUACUGUACUUGUUCAGUAAUGUGCUGUUUGUGUAUGAAACUUUUGGGAUAAAAACUCUGUAUGCUGUGGUAGUUUUUUUUUUCUGUGGCACUUAAUACUAAGAAGUGUGUACCAUGUAGAAGUGGACAAAAACUUGCAGCAUAUAUUAGCGAAUAUCGAUUGCUACAGAGGCCAUGUUACCCA